Messenger RNA from Lotus japonicus, 1222 nucleotides. RefSeq lists its product as uncharacterized. The transcript is spliced from 9 exons. The record is from RefSeq and is a predicted model, not a curated record. The coding region runs from base 247 to 1044 and encodes 265 amino acids. Gene Ontology annotation, molecular function: DNA binding. Gene Ontology annotation, biological process: DNA replication; DNA recombination; DNA repair. Gene Ontology annotation, cellular component: nucleus. NCBI's taxonomy places the organism in Eukaryota, Viridiplantae, Streptophyta, Magnoliopsida, Fabales, Fabaceae.
UUGGUGUGUACACUUUGGGGCUCAUAUGCAGAUACAAUAGUGGCAUACCUAGGGAAUGAAAGUGACGAUGAGGCUCCAGUUUUGAUAGUUCAUCAGUGUAUGGUCAAGACUUUUGGAGGGGUCGUUGGGAUUUCAAACUACUAUCAUGGUACAAAAUUGCUAAUCAACUCUGAUGUCUAUGACGCUAUAGAAUACAAGAAAAGGUUGUAAAGUACUGAUGUGUCUAUUUCACAAGGAAUUACCCAGAUGCCAUCCCAGAUUAAACUUUCAUUUGAGGAAGAAAUUCUUGAAGCACCAAGGAUGACAAUAUCAGAUAUCAGUUAUUGCACUGAGCCUUGCACUGUAUCUAUACUUGCUAAAGUCAUUGAGAUCAAUUAUGAUAAUGGAUGGAUGUACAACUCAUGCUUUAAGUGCUUGAAGAAAGUAGAGGAUGUUGGAAAUAAAUUUUAUUGCUCCAAAUGCUCUAAAAUGGUGAAGUCUAUCAAAAGGUAUAAGGUCAAUAUUUAUGCCAUUGAUGACAGCGGUUCCGCAUCUUUGGUAUUAUUUGACGGGUCUCUUUUGCCAUUUAUUGGAAAAAAUGCUGAAGAAUUACAAGCUGCUAUGGAUGAGGCGGCUCAUGGUCAGGGGUAUCCAAUUGAGCUGAAUUCAAUGAUUGGUGAAUUUUUUAUGCUGAAUAUUGAUGUUACCCAGAAGAACAUCGAGGACAAUUGGCAAACUUAUACAGUGAGGAAGUUGAGUCAUGACCAAGCAAUAAUUUCCAAAUACAGGCUUAAGCAUAAUAUAGAGGAUGUUCAAAACAAAAACUGUGAUGCCACACAGUCAGCUCAUGAUGACCAGGGAACACCUUCACAACAACCAUAUGAUCUAUCAAAGGAUUGUACGCCCAGGGUAAAUGACCCUGGUGCUUCAACCGAAGUGUGUGGGAAGCGAGAUUCUGAUGUCGCAGACUUGGCUUCGCAAGAUGAAGGCGAAAGGCUGCAAGCAUCUGCUGUGAAGAAAAAACUCAAGAUGGCCACUGUUAAAGUGGAGCCAAAUUCAAACUAGAACGCAUUAUGUGUGUUGCGGGUGGUUUUUUAUGCUCUAUGUUUUUGUCGUUGCUUUUAGAUAUUGGAUUUUCUGAUUGGGUUCUGAGGAUAGUUUCAAAUUAAUAAGUUGUUUGUUGGAAUUUUGAUUAAGUCUUUAUGGUGAACUAUUUUUUUAUGGGCUCAUGAUCAGUGCACGA